AUGAAGAGAAUCAGACUGGACCGGUUGGGUGGACAAUGGCUCUCGCCGCGCACACGACCAUGCUGUCUACGGUCUCCGCCCUCAAAAACACACUACGUAGCUAGCACCCAGCAGGCGCGGUCACAGUCUUCGUCUAGUUCCCCUACAAGCCUUGCCUACGAAGAUGCAGAUGGGAACACCGAAGAGUGGGAGCUCGAGGAGCCGAGCGCGAGACACCCGUCGAGCCCCUAUCCCUCACCACUUCCCGAGGCGGCGUUGAACUCUGCAAAGCUGGCUGCUCUGCACGCCCGCCUCUCGCUACCCAAGAAACUACCGCUGCAGACCAUGGCUCGUACGCUGGUCGACCCGUCGGCGGACCAGAAUCCGGACUUCAAUAAUGAGACGUUGAGUCAGCUUGGGGGCUCCAUCAUAUCCCUCCACGUCGCCGAGUAUCUCCUAUGCAAAUACCCGCGCCUGCCUAUGUCGGUGCUCUUUGCGGCAGCAUACGCAUACCAAGGUCCUAAAACGCUCCAGAUGAUAGGAAGGGAAUGGGGAGUGGAGGCUGCAGCGGCGCCGGGCUCAGAGGUCGACCCAGGGUUCUUGCAGUUCGAGAGGAUGCAGUCUGGGGCCCCCGUGAACAAGGCACAGGGGGGAAGUCUGCGGCCGGACAAGGACUGGCCCAAUCGGCGGGGGAUGAGUAGUAGGUUGGUCUACGACGACGAGUUUGGAGAUACGAUCCACAAGAAGGAGAACGUGGCGUCGCCGUUGCCGGCCGAGACGGCGUACUCGAAUUUUGUAAAGGCGCUCGUGGGCAGCAUACACCUGCACGCAGGACGAGAAGCGGCCAAGACGUUCGUCAAGAACCACAUGCUGAGCCGGCACUUGGAGGUUGCGUCUCUGUUUCAGUUCAAAGAGCCGGUGAGGGAGCUUUCGCGGUUAUGUGCGAGGGAGGGCUUCGAAUAUCCCGUGGCUCGGAUACUAAGCGAGACGGGGCGACGGAGUAGGACGCCUGUGUUUGUGGUGGGCAUCUUCAGCGGGAACGACCAGCUUGGGGAGGGCGCUGGUCCGAAUCUCCCAGAGGCGAGGAUCAGGGCAAGUGUGAAUGCUCUGAAGGCGUGGUAUUUAUACAGCCCAGGCAACAACGUGCGUUUGCCGAGCGACACGGAGGAUCCCAAGGCCAAGAAGGGUUGGGAGCCGGUGCACAUUGACUUGGGAGAGAUUAUCCACUAG
Drepanopeziza brunnea f. sp. 'multigermtubi' MB_m1 is the source of this 1209-nucleotide messenger RNA. RefSeq names its product mitochondrial 54S ribosomal protein mL44. The record is from RefSeq and is a predicted model, not a curated record. Gene Ontology annotation, cellular component: mitochondrion. Gene Ontology annotation, molecular function: structural constituent of ribosome; double-stranded RNA binding; ribonuclease III activity. Gene Ontology annotation, biological process: RNA processing. Lineage: Eukaryota; Fungi; Ascomycota; Leotiomycetes; Helotiales; Drepanopezizaceae.